This is a messenger RNA of Aspergillus ibericus CBS 121593, 1347 nucleotides long. Its product is annotated as putative MFS transporter. The coding region runs from base 1 to 1347 and encodes 448 amino acids. The transcript has 2 exons. Gene Ontology annotation, cellular component: membrane. NCBI's taxonomy places the organism in Eukaryota, Fungi, Ascomycota, Eurotiomycetes, Eurotiales, Aspergillaceae. The record is from RefSeq and is a predicted model, not a curated record. Gene Ontology annotation, molecular function: transmembrane transporter activity. Gene Ontology annotation, biological process: transmembrane transport.
AUGAACCCAAAGCACUCGGAAGCUGUCGUGGUCGAGAGGGAUAAUGGCAAACUCGAAGGCGGGCUCGACAGCCCCCAGGGUCUGGCCGACCUCGAUCCAGCCGAAUGGAAAACGCUCGAGACGAGGGUGCGCUGGAAGACCGACCUGCGCCUCUGUACCAUUGCCGGCAUCUUGUGCAGCCUCAAUCUGCUCGACUCGGGCAUCUUGUCAUCGGCAUCAGUCACCAGCAUGCCCGAUGACCUGGGCCUCCAGGGCACCCGAUACUCCGUCUCCAUCUUCAUCUUCACCAUCGCCAGUGUCGUCUUCCAACUGCCCUGCACCGUCGCGGUGCGCUGGGUCGGACCACGCCUCUGGUUCGCGUGCAUCACCUUCGCCUUUGGAUUGAUCACCAUGUGCACGGCCUUCAUCCACACGUGGAAGCAGAUGAUUGCCCUGCGCGUCUUGCUGGGCAUGUCCAUGUCAGGGAUCUACCCGGGUCUGACCUAUCUCAUCAGCACCUGGUACCCGCGACGUGAGCAGCAGCUCCGAUUCGCCUUUCUGCAGUCAGGCGAAGUCAUCGGCCUCGCGACGGGCUACAUCGUUAACUACGGCCUUGACUUUCUGGAUGGACGAGCAGGCAUGCAAGGCUGGCGCUGGAUGUACCUAGUGCAGGGCCUCCUCAGCUGUGUCCUUGGGAUCGUCACGUACUGGUGGAUCGUCGACUUUCCGGAGAAUGCCCAUCACAGCUUCCAUUUCAUGUCCGAGAUGGAGGCCCGCGUGGCCACCCAACGCAUCAAGGCAGACCGCGACGAUAUCGUCCCGGAUCCAUUCUCAUGGCGCAAGGUGCUCGCGCCGUUUGCCGAUCCGAAGCUGUACGGCUUCGCGUGCAUGUACUUCCUGUUGAACCUAGUAUCAACUGCGUUGAACUACUUUCUCCCCAUGAUCCUGGAAUCGGGCAUGGGGUUCUCGAGCAACGACUCGAUUUUACUCUCUACACCGCCAUAUUACUGGGCGGUCAUUCCGGUCCUCUUCACCUCGUUCGUUGGAGACCGAUUUCGCAUCCGCGGCCCGCUCAUCACCUUCAACGCGCUUUGUCUCAUCGCCGGGUUUCUCAUGUUCGGACUGCCGUCAUCUACACAGGUCACUGUGCGGUACAUCGGGACAUUCCUCGCAACCGGCGCGUACGUCUCCAACUGGGCGGCCCUGAACGCCUUCAUGGCCAACAACGUGGUGGGACAAUGGAACCGAGCCACCACCGCAGCGGCUGUGUCUGCCUGCAAUGGUCUCGGAGGUGUGGCAGGCAGCUACAUUGUGCGACAGCAGGAGGCACCGCGGUAUGAGACCGCGGUGUGGGUGUCUAUCGGGUAA